ACAGAAUUAGAAGAGUUGAGGGCAAAUGCGGUCACAAGGGUGCAAGAUGGGUGGAUGUUAAAGCAAUGGUAUGCUCAAUUAUUGGAAGAAAGAAAUAGGUUAAGAGCAAGAUUAGCAAAUGAUGAGGAGGAAUUAAGAAGGUUAAGGGCGGGGGAAAGAAGAAAGGAAGAAAAUAAUAAUAAUAGGAAUAGAAUAUCAGGUUUUGGUUUUUAA
This is a messenger RNA of Racocetra persica, 213 nucleotides long. NCBI's taxonomy places the organism in Eukaryota, Fungi, Glomeromycota, Glomeromycetes, Diversisporales, Gigasporaceae. The record is from the annotation of a GenBank genome assembly.